Messenger RNA from Trichoderma citrinoviride, 312 nucleotides. RefSeq names its product chaperonin Cpn10. Gene Ontology annotation, molecular function: protein folding chaperone; ATP binding; protein-folding chaperone binding. The record is from RefSeq and is a predicted model, not a curated record. The transcript is spliced from 4 exons. NCBI's taxonomy places the organism in Eukaryota, Fungi, Ascomycota, Sordariomycetes, Hypocreales, Hypocreaceae. Gene Ontology annotation, cellular component: mitochondrial matrix. The coding region runs from base 1 to 312 and encodes 103 amino acids.
AUGUCUACGGUCCGAAACAUCCGCGCUCUCGCUCCCCUGCUGGACCGUGUGCUGGUCCAGCGCGUCAAGGCCGAGGCCAAGACCGCCAGUGGCAUCUUCCUGCCCGAGUCCAGCGUCGAGAAGCUCAACGAGGCCAAGGUCCUCGCCGUGGGCCCCGGUGCUCUGGACCGUGAUGGCAAGCGCGUCCCCAUGAGCGUGGCCGUCGGCGACCGUGUUCUGAUUCCUCAGUUCGGUGGCUCGCCUGUCAAGUCUGGCGAGGAGGACUACCAGCUGUUCCGUGACAGCGAGAUCCUCGCCAAGAUCAACGAGUAA